Athene cunicularia (burrowing owl) is the source of this 3944-nucleotide messenger RNA. It is a transcript of the gene EEIG2, whose product is annotated as family with sequence similarity 102 member B. The coding region runs from base 653 to 1549 and encodes 298 amino acids. The transcript is spliced from 11 exons. The record is from RefSeq and is a predicted model, not a curated record. Lineage: Eukaryota; Metazoa; Chordata; Aves; Strigiformes; Strigidae.
CCCGCUGCUGGCGGCUGCCCCGGGGCUUCUGGCCACUUCGGUCCCCGCCGGCGGCUGCGGGCGUGCUGCUCGCCUGUCCCCUCGGGGAGGGCGGCACGGCCAUCGGAGCUCCCGUGGCACGGCGUGACCCCGGGCAGGCUGGCUGUCUUCUCACCACCCCCCCGCGCCACCGGCAACAGAGUAGAGGUGCCAGCACUUGUGGAUUCCUCGUCCGCCGCUUGAAGUCGUAACUCUCUCAAAUAAACAUUGAGGCACGGGGGGCACGAAUCCAUGAGCGGAUGAGGGUUGUCCUAGAGAGAAGCCGGCCGCUUGUGCCGUAACGCCUCGAGCGGUAGCGCCCGCCGCUGGGGCGGUAAGGGGAGGGGGAGAAAUUUCCUGCCACCGAGUCUGAAAUCAGAGCUGUUCCCGUGAACGCGAGUUGUGCGACCUUAAUGUUUCAUCCUGUUGGACACUGGCUCACUGUGUUUCGUUCUGUGGGUUCUGACAUGGAGAGUUAACAUAGUUUCAUGGAAAAGUCUUCUCACUUCCAGUGCGUAUUCAGGUCAUACGCGUUACUGACUUCGUUCACGCUUAAUUCUGCAGUGCAAGUGCAGCAGUAGACAGAGAGGUAGUACAAGCAAACUGUGUCCGCUGGAAGAAAAAGUUCUUAUUUAUGUGCAAAAUCAGUGCCAGUGCCACAACGGGGAUUCUGGAUACUUGUGUUUGCAGGGUGUCUGUACGGAAGGAGCUAAAAGGAGGAAAGGCAUAUGCAAAGCUGGGAUUUGCAGAUCUAAAUCUAGCAGAGUUUGCUGGAUCGGGAAAUACCACUCGACGCUGUUUACUGGAAGGUUAUGAUACCAAAAAUACAAGACAGGAUAACUCUAUUCUCAAAGUUUUGAUCAACAUGCAGCUAAUGUCUGGGGACCCAUGCUUUAAAAUGCCUCCUUCCACAGCAAUGUCUAUAGCAAUUGCUGGAGAAUCAGAAUCAUUGCAUGAAGACAGGAAAGGCGGAGAAAACUUAAAAGUAGUACAUCUGGGCAUAGCAGAUGUCUCAUCAAAGAGUGCCUCAGUCCCAGAUGAACUUGGUGCAUGUGGACAUUCCAGAACAUCAAGCUAUGCAAGUCAGCAGUCGAAAUUGUCAGGAUAUAGCACAUGUCACUCUAGAUCAUCCAGUCUGUCUGAACUCUGCCACAGGAGAAACACUUCGGUGGGUAGUACCUCAACAGGAAUUGGAAGUAUUCUAGAGCCAUGUGAAGAGACUGAGACAAAAGUAACUGAAGCUAAUACUGAUACAUCUGUUAAAGUUGCACCAUCAGAAAAACUUGGCAGGCAUCCUGUAAAGCAAGACUCUGUGGAGUCACAGCUGAAAAGAGUUGAUGCUACCAGAGUUGAUGCUGAUGAUAUAGUUGAAAAAAUACUCCAGAGUCAAGACUUCACUUUAGACUCAAGUGCAGAAGAAGAAGGUUUAAGAUUAUUUGUGGGCCCGGGCGGAAGCACUUCUUUUGGAAGCCAUCAUUCAUCUAACAGAGCAGGAUCUGGAGCAUAUGAGCAGGUGGUGAUAAAACGCUAGACUAGAAUGACAAACAAAAACUUGGAGCUCUGGCAUUGAUACUUCUGUUUUUGUUUGCUCUGUUACAAGAGCUGUGAAAGCCAAAAUGAACUCAAUGGGAACUUUUUUUUGAAAAGUAAUGGAAUGCCUCUUGCUCAGAGCUUCAUCUUCUGUGGUAUGAAGGCAAUGUUUAGCUAUGUAUACCUUGUGUGAGCAUUUGAACUGUUUUUGUAAGCUCUAUCUGAUGUUAGUGGAAUUAUUUGCUUUUCAAGUUGUGUGAAACAUUUUUGGAAGCAUGAUGAAGUGAGUCCCAUUUCACUAUUUUAUAUAGAAGAUCACUUGUGGUGUACUUUGUAAUUUAUUUUCUAAAGAAGCUUCUGAAAGUUGGUCUUAAAUGAACCUGAAGAAAUUCAAUAGUCAAUUUAAUCCUACCUGCCAUUUUAGUCUUACAGAAGCUAAUUACUUCCAUUGAGUCAAAAUUAAGGCCUCCACAAAACAGUUUAGCUAUGUUUUAACUUAACCAAAACUUAUUUAAGAGUACUGAGUCUAACUUCAUUGUAAGAUUGAAAGUAGAGAUGAACUUCAUAUGCAUUUUUAAAAAAACAAACUAAAUAGAUCUAAACCAGCCAGUCAUGAGAUGUGUUAACUGUAAAUGAACUCCAGAGGCUUAAAUGCAUCAAAUGUGACAUCUGGUUUUGUGCAAUUGACAAAAGAAGUAGGGUUCCACAUCAAAAUACUGAGGAACAGUAAUGUAUUAUCAAGAAAGCUGGGUUGAUUAACUCUGGAGUUCAAAAGCUGCUUCUACAGAAGCAAUCACUUCAAUGGGAUGGUACUGUUUACAAACCUAAGCAGUAGUUUACUACCACUUAAAACUUUUUAUUGUAGCUUACUCCUUCACAGUUAGUGUUUUGCUUGUGUUUUGAAUGUGCCUUGCAGGAUUGGGGAGGCAGAGGGAGAUUAAACUAUUUACCAAGCAAUUUAAGCUUUAAAACUCAGCAAAUAUCUAUGUUAUAAUCAAUAUAACUUAUUAAGAGAAGCACUUUAUUGUAAACAUACUCUGAAAAAGUCUUACUGUGCAACAGAUUUGUUGAACGCUUCCCUUGACUAUCUGUCCACUGUUAGAUUAAGGUCAAUGUACUGUAUUUAAAUUUGCACAAAUAGUGGUUUGCCUGACAGAAGAAAGAUGAAGGAUCUCUUAAAACUUUCAUUAAGAAUUACAAGAAAAUCAAUUUUUAAAGGGAUGUGUUAGGUGACACUUCUAGUUCAGGCUUGGCUCUGCUCUAAUUGCAAACUGCAAAUGCCCUUAAUUUUGUUAUGAUUAGUUGUAUUGUUUAUUAGUAAGGCUUGUAUUAAAAAAGAAUACAAAUAGCAUGGCCAUUUCUGAAAGCUCUGAGUGCUUCAAAUUCUGCUCAGAGUUAUGUUUGACACCCUUUUACUGAAGGCCAUAUUUAAUUACGAAAAGCAGGCCUUCUUAUCCAUAAAUCCACAGUAGAAUUAAACUAUUUAUUUGGUUUUUUAGGAAAGUUGAGAUUUUAAAGCUUGAGUACAGUUAUUGAAUAUGAUGAACAAGAGCUGUUUCUCAGUUAUGGUACUUAAAUAUUUUUAUUUCCUACUGUUAAUCUCUUUAAAGUGUUUUAAUGGGUAAUAGAAUUAACACAAAUGUAUUUUAGCUGCUGUUAAUAGAAGUGUGGUAUUACCCAUUUCUGUCCUCCACAGGAAUCUUAAACAGAAACCACAUAACUAGUUGUAUACAACUAUCUCUCGGAACAUGACAGUUUCCUUGCCUGUUAUACAACUAAUUUAAACCAGAAAAAUCCUCCUACAAGUCAAAAGAUGCAUGAAAUUUGAAUCAAUUAGUUGCUUUCAGUACUCCUUACUGCUACACUUGACGAAGCUAUUAAAACUAGUAGUAGAUGGUAGCUUAAGUUUACUAGGAAAAAUAGGCAUAGUUUGAAGAAAACAAGACUUUUAAAAAACAUUGUACAGCUACUUACAUAAUUCUUAAGGGAAUUUCCGUAGCCCAGAUUUGUAUUGUGUUAAAAAAGACAGCUAACUGCCAUAGAUUAGACACUGUUGACUAGAAACCAUUUUCUUGCCUGAGCAGAUCUUUUAAAUAGGAGGCAAGUUUACAUAGAAAUCAAGCUUUUAAUAAAACUGUAUCCUAGUAAUUUAUUGUUAUGACUUAGAGUUGUAACUCUUUAAAGUGAUUCUCUAAUUGUGCACAAUAAGUGGAAUGUAACCUUCCUAUUUCGAUGUAGUGGUAUGGGUUUUUUUUUUUGUAAACUGUUACAAGAAUACUGGAGAAUCUCACAGUAAACCAUUUGGGAUGUAUUGGUGGUUUGUUGCUUUGGGUUUUUUUUUACUGUAUUUAAAUACAAAUCUAUUAGACAUUCAAUAAACUCAUGUCUUCAGCUUG